Messenger RNA from Postia placenta MAD-698-R-SB12, 1593 nucleotides. RefSeq lists its product as hypothetical. NCBI's taxonomy places the organism in Eukaryota, Fungi, Basidiomycota, Agaricomycetes, Polyporales, Adustoporiaceae. The transcript has 10 exons. The record is from RefSeq and is a predicted model, not a curated record. Bases 1 to 1593 code for a protein of 530 amino acids. Gene Ontology annotation, molecular function: monooxygenase activity; oxidoreductase activity, acting on paired donors, with incorporation or reduction of molecular oxygen; heme binding.
AUGGCGGUGCUCAUUGGUCAAUUCGUCGGAACAAGGAGGUCAGAACUUGCGGGAAACCACGAAGCGGAUGAUGCAACAGGGCACGACAUCUUGACACGUCUCAUCUAUGCAAGCCAAUUGGAAGGAGAUAAAGGGCUUACAGACAGCGAACUCGUACGGUUGGCGCAUCUUACCACGCUCACGGCUGACUUUUAUAUGACCACAGGGCAUACACUUUCGGCGACACUUGCCCUGCUUGCUCUGCAUAACGAGGAGCAGGAUAUGGCUGUAAAGAACAUUCUCGACAUUCUCCGUGACGGGAGAGAUCCAACCUUCGACGACUACCCAAAGCUUGAACGUGUGCGCGCAUGCUUCCAGGAGGCUGCACGUAUGUUCCCUUCCACCAACCUUGUAACACGAGACACCGCCGAGGCCGUUGUGCUGAGCCUGCCUCAUACGAACGGCAGCGAGCCGCUUGUCGUCCCGCCUGGCGUCAGGAUUCUCAUCGACAUGAUAGGCAUACACUAUGACGAAGAGCGCUUCCCCGACCCGGAGCGGUUUGACCCUUCUCGCUGGUUGGGCGUACCAGAGCGCGACCUUACGUUCUUCGGAAUCGGCCCGCGCGCAUGCCUCGCCAGGAAGUUCGCUUUGACAGAGGUGGUGCUUGUGCUGACAAUGCUUCUCCGCGACUGGAAGUCUGUCCCCACAAGCUCAGCACGCACACUGGGCGCAUGUGGGUGCACGCUCGCGACGUACGGCAGCCCGUCCUCCGUGGCGAUUGCGAGCCCGACCUCCGCAAUAUCACCAUUCGUAUGCGGUGCCGAUGCUGAGCGAAAGGAUCGGUGCGGCGGUGGUCAUCAUGCGGAUCUGCUCACCCGAGGGAGUGUCCCAGAACCUCAACUAUCCAGGGUCAUCCGCACGAACAGCGUCGACCUUGUUCUGGCUACUGCGCAGCACUAUCAGAUGCGGAAAGUGGAGUUCUCCCUUCCUCGCCCUGGUCCCAACCAGGAUCAGCUUCCACCUGUAAAGGACUGUCCUUUUCCGACGACUGUAGGCAUUGUUGGGGGUGGUGUAGCGGGUUUGUAUGCGGCUUUGAUACUCCAGGACUUCGAAGAGUAUGGAUACACCUGUCAAGUCCUUGAGGCAGAGGAAGCGCACAUAGGCGGUAGACUGUGGACGUACCAAUUUCCUAACGGUGAUCCGGCAGUUGACUUCUACGAUCGUGGAGCAAUGCGUUUUCCAGAAACCAAAUUCACCGAACGCGUAUUCCACCUGUUCAGCAAGUUGGGCAUCGAGAAGGGCGGCCUGCUGCAGCCGUUCAUCUUCUCUGUGCCCGAGAAUAAUAUUCUCUACUUCAACGGUCGUUGCAUGACAGCACAGGCUUAUACCCAAACCGCAGAGGAAGACCCAUUCGACAUUGGCUUACGUGACAAAAAGGACAAAUAUAUCAAAAAGGCGUUUGGACCUUUCAAGGACGAGUUCAAGAAAAACUUCGACAAGGGUUGGGACAAAUUGAUGCAAUUUGAUUCGUACUCCACUCGCACCUACAUGAGGUUCGAACUUGGAUGGGAUGACAGCGUGGGCUUUGUAUCGCAUUAUCAGAGUUUUUUAUAG